AUGGACUUCUGUGGUAUAACCGGUAAUAAUAAAGUGAAAUUUUUCAUCGCUAGUAUUGGAUCCGAAACAUUUGCGAUUUUGAGGCGGCUUGCUUGUCCAAAGCGCCCAAAAGAAUUAACUUUCGACGAGUGUAUAAAAUUAUUGGAAGAGUAUUUCGAUCCUAAACCGUUACAAGACGUAUGUCGUUAUAAAUUCAGAAAACGAAAGCAGUUAGAAAACGAAAAAUUCGCUACAUUUCAUGCUGCUUUGAACGAAUUAUCAGUGAAUUGCAAUUUCGGUGAUCGAAUGGAAGAAGAAAUUCGAAGUCAAAUUAUAUUCGGUGUAUACGAUGGUCGAGUUCAGAAGCAGUUAUUUAAUACUCCAAAUCUCACGUUCAAAAAAGCUGUCGAAAUAAUUACCAAUUUCGAAUUGGCUAAUAAAAGUUACAAUGAGGUUCAUGUUGGCGAAAAUUCAAGUUCAAGUUAUACAGCUGCGCCUAAUGUUAAAACUGAACCGAAUGUAAAUAAAGUAAACGAACGAGUAAAGAAAAAUUAUUUUCCUGCUUCGAAAAAGAGAAGACCUCCAUCAAAAGUUCCUGUUGCACCGUCAGCUAAACCAGAUCAAAAUUCAGUUGAUGUUUGCUAUCGUUGUGCAAGAAAAAAUCACCGUGCACCUGAAUGUCGUUUUAUAAAUAGUACCUGUAAUUCCUGUAAGGAGGUUGGUCAUUUAGCCACAGUUUGCGGAAAAAAUCACGAUGAAAUUCGAGCAGUGGCUUUCCGUAAAAAGAAUUCAUCGGUCAAAGUUGUAAAUACAAAGCAUUCGUUAGAAUCGGUUGUUGAUAUCGGAAAAGUGUCCGCAGUUUCGGUUUCGAGUGCGAAAAAUAAUGAUUCAGAAUUACCACCUGAUAAAAUUUUUAUUGUGCUCGCCGUGAAUGAUAAAUCUGUCAAAUUUGAAGCGGAUUGUGGUUCCGAUUUUACGUUUAUGUCGCUUGCCGAAUGUACGAAAUUAGGUUUGAAAAAUAAAAUUCAACGUGCGCAUCGUGUAUUCGAAUCAUACGAUCAUAGUUCUAUCGAGCUUUUUGGAAUUGUACCUGUUAAAGUGCGUUAUAAAAGUCGUGUAUUGAAUCUUCGACUUCGUAUUGUGGAUGGCGAUUAUUCUACGCUUCUUGGUCGUGAUUGGUUACUGCCGUUCAAUAUCGAUGUUCGUGAACACGUUAAUUCAACUGCAAAAAUUUAUCAAACCAAAUUGAACGACCAAAACGAAUUGUUGCGGAAAAUCGAAGCGUUACAUGAACGGUUUGCAGAUUUGUUCGUUGAAGAAAUCGGUUGUAUUCCAAAUUCAGAAGUGGAUAUACAUUUGCAACCAGACGCUGUUCCUGUUUUUUGUCGAGCUCGUCAAGUGCCCUUUGCGUUACAGAAAGCGGUUAACGAUGAAAUUGAUCGACUAGUGGCCAAUGGAAUUUAUACCCCCACCACUUCAUCAAAAUGGGCCACACCAAUUGUUCCGGUAAAGAAAAGUAACGGUGCGAUUCGUUUAGUCGGUGACUACAGUAUUACAGUCAACCGUCACAUUGUGCCAAAAAAUUACCCAAUACCGAAUAUUGAAGAAGUGUUGGUUGGUUUCAGUGGUUGUUGUUAUUUCACGAAAUACGAUAUUCGUGAUGCGUACAUGCACAAAAAGUUUUCGAAAAGUGCAUCAGAAAUUGCAACUGUCAACACACCGAAGGGUCUUUUCCAUGUAAACCGAAUGGCUCAAGGUUUGCAAAUGUCUGCGACGGAGUGGCAAUCGUUUAUCGAUGAUAUGACAAAAUUGAUCCAGGGAUGCGCUGCGUUUUACGAUGACGUGAAAAUUUCUUCAUCUUCACCAGAAGAACAUUUGCGAAGAAUUGAAGAAUUCCUUAUCGCAUGCCGAAAGAACAAUCUCCGUUUACACAAAGAUAAAUGUGUACUUUUGACUGACAAAUUGGAUUACCUCGGUUACAGUGUUGAUAAAAACGGUUUGCACAAAACUACUGAAAAGGUUGAUGCGAUAAUUAAAGCCAAGAGACCUGAAAAUGCGGACCAAUUGAAAGCUUUUACUGGCUUAUGCGGUUAUUAUGCCAGGUUCGUGCCAAAUUUGAGUGAUAUCAUGCAUCCUCUCAACUUACUUCAACGUAAAAAUGCUCGUUUCGUGUGGUCUGAUGAAUGCGAAAAUUCCUUUCGUAAAAUUAAAGAAGAAAUUGCUUCGGAACGAGUACUUCAUCAUUUUGACCCAAAUAAGAAGCUGAUUUUGGCUACCGAUGCAUCGCCUUACGCCUUGGGAGCUGUACUUAGCCAUAUCGAUGGAAAUGGCAACGAACGUCCAAUUGCGUUUGCUUCGCGUUCGUUAACCCCUACCGAGUGUCGUUACAGUCAAAUCGACAAAGAAAGUCUUGGAAUUUAUUGGGGCGUUAAGAAGUUUUUUAACUACGUUUAUGGUAGAAAGUUCGAAUUACAAACGGAUUGUCAGCCAUUGCAGUCAAUUUUUGCGUCAACAGCAAGCAAACCUUCGCUAAGUGCAACACGUCUUCUGCAUUAUGCGUUAUUUUUACAAGGAUUCGAUUAUGAAAUUAAAUACCGUAAUUCGAAGUAUCAUGCGAAUGCAGAUUUUGCAUCAAGGUUUCCAGUAACGAAGGGCAAUCCUAAUCAAAUCGAUAUGCCAACGCAAAUUCACCGCGUUCAACUUCAAACCUUACCUGUGACUGCGAAGGAAAUUGCAGACGAAAUUUUAAACGAUGAUUCGGUUUUGUCGUUAUAUCGCCAACUUCAAGGUAUCGAUCCGAUUAGAAGAAAAUCGCAAGAGUUGCAGGAGUAUUCGUUACAGGAUGGUUGUAUUUUCAGAGGAGAACGUGUCUAUAUUCCUCCCUCCCUCCGUUCUCGAAUUCUCAAAGAACUGCACGUUGGCCAUUUGGGCAUUGUCAAAUGUAGACAAUUAGCUCGAUGUUUUGUAUAUUGGCCUGGAAUCGAUAGUGAUAUUCAGAAGGAAAUUUCUGCCUGUACUGAAUGUGCUGUAAAUGCCAAAGAUCCGGAUCGAGUCAAGCCACAUCCAUGGUUACCUACCGAAGAACCGUGGCAAAGAGUUCAUUUUGACUGUGCUCAAUUCGAGAGCAAGCAAAUGCUCAUUAUCGUGGAUUCAUUUUCGAAAUGGGUUGAAGUUUACCAGUUAAAUUCGAUGUCUGCCUCAAAGCUGUUAGAGUGCUUAGACGAAUGUUUUUCUCGUCUUGGUUUUCCUUUGGUUUGCGUCUCAGAUAACGCUCCGCAAUUUGUGUCGGAUGAAUUUUCUUCAUUUUUCAAGACCAACGGAAUAGAGCAUCGAACAUCAGCUCCGUAUUGUCCGAUAAGCAACGGCCAAGCCGAACGAUUUGUGCAGAUUAUCAAAUCUGGUUUGAAAACAGAUAAAAUCGGUUCGUUUCAGGAACGCCUAAAUCGUGUAUUGUUAUCUUAUCGGCGUGCUCCUAAUGUAGUGACAGGGAAGUCACCUGCCGAAUUAUUAUUUGGGCGAAAAAUACGUUCAAGAAUUUCUUUAGUGUUGCCUGUCAAAAAGAGCGAUACCAAGUUACCUUCGAAUGUGAAACGAAAAUUCGAUAUUGGCGAUUUAGUGCAUUUCCGUUUGUACUCCGGUUCUCAAAAAUGGUCUACUGGUAAAAUUCAAAAGAAAGCUGGAGAUGUAAUUUAUUAUAUUCGAUUUAACAAUCAAGUCCACAAAAGGCAUGUGAACCAGAUCAGAAAAGCGAGUUCUUCGAUUCCGAAUUGUCGAGACGAAACGAAUUUCGAGUUUCAAGUAUUGAACGAAAAUGAAGAUCAGCCCGUGGUUCGGGAUUUUCAAACCGAAGAAAAUGUGGGGCAUGGUUCGCCUAGCGUUUCACCAAAUGCGAGGCAUGUUUCGCCUAAUGUUUCGCUUAAUGAUUCUCCUAAAAUUUCACCGAAUUUAGGACCUCGUAGGUCAAAACGUGAAAAAAGAAAACCAAUUCGAUUUUCUCCAUAG
This is a messenger RNA of Planococcus citri (citrus mealybug), 3981 nucleotides long. RefSeq lists its product as uncharacterized. Gene Ontology annotation, molecular function: nucleic acid binding; zinc ion binding. The record is from RefSeq and is a predicted model, not a curated record. Gene Ontology annotation, biological process: DNA integration. The transcript has a single exon. The coding region runs from base 1 to 3981 and encodes 1326 amino acids. NCBI's taxonomy places the organism in Eukaryota, Metazoa, Arthropoda, Insecta, Hemiptera, Pseudococcidae.